AUGUCCACCCCAGACUCAUCCAAGCCCAAGCCCCAUCGGGUCCUCGCUUGCGUCCUCUGCCAACAGCGCAAAGUGAAAUGCGACCGCACGUUUCCCUGCUCGAAUUGCGUCAAACAUGGCGUUCAGUGCGUUCCAGCGACUCAGCCCAGGCAACGAAGACGAAGAUUUCCUGAGCGUGAGUUGUUGGAUAGGUUGAGGAGGUAUGAGGCGUUGAUGAAGCAGAAUAAUGUCAAGUUUGAUCCGCUUCAUGAAGAUAAUGGGACCGAGAAGAGUUCGCCGAAUGACUAUCACUCUGACAGGGAUCAUGGUGAUGAGGAUGAUUCCCAGGUUAGAUCUGACGGUGUUGCUGAGGUCAAGAACAUUUGGCACGCAAUGCGCCAAGGGUAUCAAGAUCCUAACGAUAGGUUCUUCGAAACAGCAUUCAGCCACGCGCAAGAUCAAUCCUUCAACAAUGAUGAACACAUGCUUUUCGGCUCCCGCCAAACAGCCGUCGAGCUCGACACACUUCAUCCAGAACCCGCUCAACUCUUUCGGCUCUGGCAGGUAUACCUUGAUAAUGUCAACCCUCUCCUAAAAGUGACACAUACACCGACUCUGCAAGGUCACAUCGUCGAAGCUGCGUCGAACCUCAAAGAAAUUCCUUCGACUCUUGAAGCUCUCAUGUUUGGUAUCUACUGUAUGGCUAUACUGAGUCUUACUUCUGAGGAGUGUGAGACCAUGUUUAAGCAGACCAAGGAAGAGCUGUCGACGAGAUUUCAGUUUGGUUGUCAGCAGGCGUUGUUGAACAGCAAUUUCCUCCGUACCGGUAGUCGAGAGUGCUUGACUGCACUAUUCCUCUAUCUCGUGUCCGUCCGCUCAGCCAGCCACCCAAAAUCCAUCUCAGCCAUGCUCGCCGUCGCAAUGCGCAUCGCUCAAAGAAUGGGUCUCCAGAGCGAAAACGUCAACGCCAGAAGCAGCGUUCUCGAAGCAGAAAUGCGCCGCAGACUCUGGUGGUCUUUGGUCCUCUUCGACUCCCGAGUUAGCGCCUUGGGAGAUCAUAAACCAACGAGUCUAGCCCCAGGGUGGGAUUGCGCUUUGCCCAUGAACGUCAGUGAUUCUGAACUUCGGGAGGAAACUAAAAAUCCGCCCAAGGUCCAAGAGCAAGCUACCGAGGCUAUUUUUACUGUUGUGAGAAGUGAGCUUGGAGAGUAUAUACGGAAUAGUCCGUUUUACAUCGCGUUUACGAAUCCGUUGAUGAAGCCGUUGGCAAAGAAGCUGCCAGAAGGUGGAGAUGUUGCUUUGGAGAGGAUGAUAGAGGAAAAGUAUCUCAAGUUCUGUGAUGCUGAUAACCGUCUACACUACAUGACCCUUUGGACAGCGAGGGCUAGUAUCGCAACAUGCCGCCUCAUGAACGACUUCCUCGUCUAUCUCGAAACUUCAGCUACAUACAACCAAGCGAAUCAUGAAGCUGCAGUCUCCUACGCCAUUGAUUGGCUAGAAUGCGACGCAAAGCUCUCAAGUUCGCCUCUAACGAAAGGCUUCCGUUGGUUUCUACAGCUUUACUUCCCUUUUCCAGCCUAUAUACGAAUUAUCCAGCACCUGAAGACCCAGCCAUUCAGCAGCAUUGCGGAAAGGGGAUGGAAAGUAAUGAAGGAAAAUUACGAAGCUCGGUAUGAGGGAGCAGACGGCGACAGAUGGCACCCCAUUUUCAAACCAUUUGCGAAUAUUGUUCUGUAUGCUUGGGAUACGGUCAAGAAAGCUUAUGAUCAAGCUGAAAGGGAGAUUGAAACACCAGAGCUGGUGGACUUUAUCAACGAAAAGACAGCGGAUAUGUCCUUGGAUGGGAAUGAACCAACUGGUUCACAAGCUCAGGGUAAUACUGGUAUGGAAAUGGAUGGUGUUCAGCUUCAGAUGCCGUUUGGCUUUGGCGACCCGGGUGUGUUUUUCAACCUGGGUGCACAGCCUGGCUUUGACCCUGUCAGUUCGGCACCGUAUAUGGCGGGGGGAGCGCCGUUAACGGUGAGUAUGAAUCAGCUUAACUGGAGUUCGAUGAAUUGGGGGAUGGCUGGUAUGGGUGACAAUGGAAACUGGUAA
Molecule: messenger RNA, 2073 nt
Organism: Fusarium tjaetaba
Lineage: Eukaryota; Fungi; Ascomycota; Sordariomycetes; Hypocreales; Nectriaceae
Product: C6 transcription factor
Exons: 4
Coding region: 1-2073 (690 amino acids)
Biological process (GO): DNA-templated transcription; regulation of DNA-templated transcription
Molecular function (GO): DNA binding; zinc ion binding; DNA-binding transcription factor activity, RNA polymerase II-specific
Source: RefSeq, a predicted model, not a curated record